UAGGGCAAAAUAUGAAUAGAACAAGUAGAGGGACCAAGAGGAAAUUAUCCAAAGAUGGCCUGAACAAAACCUAGUGGUUAGUCUAAUAUCCCGCCCUUGCUUUCAUAACAUUCGCAGCUCCCGCUCUGAUUUUGGUAUCUCUUCAUUCAUAAAAUGGCAGAUGAAAGCUAUCAGGAACACGACCUUGGUAAUGUGUAUGACGCAGACAAUGUGCAGGGUGCAGAGGAUGCACAUAACAUGGAGAAUAUUCAGGAAAUGGACAAUGCACAACAGAACUUGCCUUUAGAAGAAGUAAAAUAUGAACCAGAAGAGGUACAAGUUGCAUUCCUUCAGGGAGAUCCAAUAAAGUUGGAACAAGAGGAGGUACAUGUUGAGUCCCUUCAGGGACAUGCGCUAAAAUCAGAACCAGAAGAAGUACAAGUUGCUGAAAAUGGUUCAGGAGGUGGUGAGGAAAAAAAAUGGCCUGGUUGGCCUGGAGAAAAUGUCUUCAGAAUGUUAGUUCCUUCUCAGAAGGUUGGUGGUAUCAUUGGCCGCAAAGGAGAGUAUAUAAAAAGAACCUGUGAAGAAACAAAAGCUCGCAUUAAGAUCCUCGAUGGUCCUCCUGGUACUACAGAAAGAGCUGUGAUGAUAUCUGCUAAGGAAGAGCCUAGCCUCUCCAUUCCGCCUGCUAUGGAUGGCCUUUUAAAGGUCCAUAAGCGGAUUAUUGAUGUGGAUCAUGAGUCUGCCAAUACUUCUUCUGGUGCUGGGAGACCAGCUUCUACUAGACUACUUGUGGCUGCUACACAGGCUGCAAUCCUGAUUGGAAAGCAGGGUGCAACUGUUAAGUCUAUUCAAGAUGAAUCUCGUUGCACUAUUCGAGUCCUUGGAGGAGAGCAUCUCCCCGUUUUUGCCUUGCCUGAUGAUAGUAUUGUUGAGAUACAAGGGGAGCCAGCAGGCGUGCAUAAAGCAGUCGAAAUGAUUGCAGCUCAACUAAGGAAAUUUUUAGUUGAUCGCAGUGUGAUUGGAGUAUUUGAGAAACUAAUGCAAAUGCCAAAUGGUCAUGCUCACCAGAAUAUGCCCCCGCCCGGACCUACCCAACCUUGGGGUCCACCUCCAUCCAGUUUUCCCAUGAGUGCUGGGGGGCCUGGAUUUGGAGCCAACCAUCAGUAUAUGCCACCUCCACGUCAAUUUGACAAUUACUUUCCCCGAGACAUGCCUCUAGAUAAGCCACCACAUCAGGGCCCCCCUGCUUAUGGCAGAGAUGCUUCAGUGGGAGCUCAUGGAAAUGCGCAACCACAACAAUCCAUUGUUUCAAAGGUCACACAAAACAUACAAAUUCCUUUGUCAUAUGCCGAUGCUGUUAUUGGGGCUUCAGGUUCAAAUAUUAGUUAUAUUCGCCGGACCAGUGGUGCAACUAUUGCAGUACAGGAAACAAGGGGUGUUCCUGGUGAGAUGACUGUUGAGAUAAAUGGGUCUGCAUCACAAGUCCAAACAGCACAACAAUUAAUUCAGAAUUCCAUCGCCGAUGCUACCAGCGCAAUGCAGAAUACUGCUGCUGGACCACCUUCCCAAGGUUAUAAUCCGUAUCCUUCUCAGGGUCCUGUGUACUCUUCAUCCACUGCCACUGGUCAAGGUGGUUAUGCGCCAGCUGCAGAUUAUGGUUCUGUUUAUGGAGGCAGCUACGGCUAUUAAAGGAUAUCCAAACAAGUCGCACCUGCUUAGCACAAGAACCAAUGAGUCCUCAGCUGCUGGGAAAUUUUAGCUCGUUAGUUGGCUGUAUCACGAUUUCUAGUAGUUGAGAAGUGAAUUGCUGGUUGCCUUUUUGUAAUCUGUUUAGUCGUGUUUAAUUUCCGGUCUUCUGCAUUCUCAACCGUGCCAUCACAUUUCUUAAUUAGACGGCAUACUCUUUGACCAAUAUGACUAGUGAGAUCAAAUUCAAAAACUAA
This is a messenger RNA of Lycium ferocissimum, 1925 nucleotides long. RefSeq names its product flowering locus K homology domain-like. Lineage: Eukaryota; Viridiplantae; Streptophyta; Magnoliopsida; Solanales; Solanaceae. The transcript has 7 exons. Gene Ontology annotation, biological process: regulation of gene expression. The coding region runs from base 154 to 1671 and encodes 505 amino acids. Gene Ontology annotation, cellular component: nucleus; cytoplasm. The record is from RefSeq and is a predicted model, not a curated record. Gene Ontology annotation, molecular function: mRNA binding.